AUGGCGUGGAAGGCCAGUGCCUGCUCCAGGGAACAAGGCUCCAAGAAGCUAAGUACUCGCGACUCGCCGCCCGCGCCCGCCGCCCACAGUCCCGAGUCCCGCUGGGCGCUCGCAGCUCCGCGCAAGUUGCAAGUUGCCCAGCGCGCCGCCAUGCGCUCCUGCCCGCGACCCCCGCCGCCGGCGCGGGCCCUAGCUCUGGCCCUGACCUUGGCCGCGCUGCUGGCGGACCCCGCGUCCGCAGCCUCCUUCUUCGGAGAGAACCACCUGGAGGUGCCCAUGGCCAUGGCCCUGACCGACAUAGACCUGCAGCUGCAGUUCUCCACAGCCCAGCCGGAAGCCCUGCUGCUCCUGGCCGCAGGCCCGGCUGACCACCUCCUGCUGCAGCUCCACUCCGGACACCUGCAGGUCAGACUCGUCCUGGGCCAGGAGGUGAUGAGGCUGCAGACCCCCAAAGAGACGCUGCUGAGCGACUCCACCCCCCACACCGUGGCACUCACGGUGACCAACAGUUGGGCCAUGCUCUCAGUUGAUAGCCGCCUGAAUGCCUCGGGGCCAGCCCCGCCAGCCCCGCUGGAGGUUCCCUAUGGGCUCUUCAUAGGGGGUACUGGGAGCCUCCGCCUGCCCUACCUGAGGGGAGCCAGCCGCCCGCUGAGGGGCUGCCUCCAUGGAGCCACCCUCAAUGGCCGAAGCCUCCUCCGGCCGCUGACCCCGGAUGUGCCAGAAGGCUGUGCAGAGGAGUUUUCUGCAGGGGAUGACGUGGCCCUGGGCUUCUCCGGGCCCCACUCACUGACCACCUUCCCUGCCUGGGGCACUCGAGAUGAGGGCAGCCUGGAGUUUACGCUCACCACAAGAAGCCGCCAGGCGCCCCUGGCCUUCCAGGCGGGUGGCCGGCAUGGGGACUUCAUCUACGUGGACGUCUUUGAGGGCCACCUGCGGGCCAUGGUGGAGAAAGGCCAGGGCACCGUCCUGCUCCACAACAGUGUGCCCGUGGCCGACGGACUGCCCCACGAGAUCAGCAUCCACAUAGACACUCAUCGGCUGGAGAUCUCCGUGGACCAGUACCCCACCCGCACCUCCAACCGCGGGGUCCCUAGCUACCUGGAGCCCCGUGGCAGCCUCCUCCUCGGGGGCCUGGACGCGGAGGCCUCUCGCCACCUCUGGGAGCACCGGCUGGGCCUGGCCCCAGGCGCGGCCAACGCCUCCCUGCUGGGCUGCAUGGAGGACCUCAGCGUCAACGGCCAGCGGCAUGGGCUCCGGGAUGCUCUGCUGACGCGCCACAUGGUGGCGGGCUGCAGGCCGGAGGAGGAGGAGUAUGAGGAGGAAGUCUACAGCCCCUACGAAGCCUUCUCCACCUUGGCCCCCGAGGCCUGGCCCACUCUGGAGCUGCCCGAGCCCUGCACGCCCGAGGCGGGGCUGCCACCUGUCUUUGCCAACUUCACCCGCCUGCUGACCAUCAGCCCGCUGGUGGUGGCCGAGGGCGGUGCGGCCUGGCUCGAGUGGCGGCACGUGCAGCCCACCCUGGACCUGAGCGAGGCGGAGCUGCGCAAAUCGCAGGUGCUGUUCAGUGUGAUCCGAGGGGCGCGCCAUGGUGAGUUGGAGCUGGACAUCCCGGGCGCCCAGGCACGGAAGAUGUUCACCCUCCUGGACGUGGUCAACCGCAAGGCCCGCUUCGUGCACGACGGAGCUGAGGAGCCGGCCGACCAGCUGGUGCUGGAGGUGUCCGUGACUGCCCGGGGGCUGGUGCCCUCCUGCCUGCGGCGCGGCCAGACCUACAUCCUGCCCGUCCAGGUCAACCCCAUCAACGACCCUCCACGCCUCGUCUUCCCGCACGGCAGCCUCAUGGUGAUCCUGGAGCACACGCAGAAGCCGCUGGGGCCUGAGGUCUUCCAGGCCUAUGACCCGGACUCGGCCUGUGAGGGCCUCACCUUCCAACUGCUGGGCAGUCCCUCCGGCCUCCCCGUGGAGCGCCGGGAUCAGCCCGGACAGCCGGCCACCGAGUUCUCCUGCCGCGAGCUGGAGGCGGGCAGCCUGGUCUACGUCCACCGGGGCGGCCCCGCACAGGACCUGACGUUCCGGGUCAGCGACGGGCUGCAGGCCAGCCCCGCAGCCACGCUGAAGGUGGUGGCCGUCCAGCCGGCCAUCCGGCUCCUCCACAACACUGGGCUCCGCCUGGCGCAGGGCUCGGCAGCGCCUAUCUUGCCAGCCAACCUGUCGGUGGAGACCAAUGCAGUGGGGCAGGAGAUCAGCGUGCUGUUCCGGCUCACCGGAGGCCUGCGUUUCGGGGAGCUGCAGAAGCAGGGGGCCGGCGGGAUGGAGGGCGCAGAGUGGCGGGCCACGCAGGCCUUCCACCAGCGCGACGUGGAGCAGGGCCGCGUGCGGUACCUGAGCACGGACCCCAGCCGCCGCGCCGAGGACACAGUGGAGUACCUGACCCUGGAGGUGCAGGUGGGCCGCGAGAUGCUGAGCAACCUCUCCUUCCCAGUGAGGGUGCAGAGGGCCGACAUCUGGCUGCUGCAGCUGGAGCCCCUGCACACUCAGAACAGCCGGCAGGAGGCCCUGACCACAGCCCACCUGGAGGCCACUGUGGAGGGCACAGGCCCAAGCCCCGCCUCCUUCCACUACAAGGUGGUGCAAGCCCCCACGAAGGGGAACCUCCGGCUGCAGGGCACCCGGCUAUCCGCCGGGCAGAGCUUCACCCAGGAUGACCUGCAGGCGGGGCGGGUGACCUAUGGGGCCACCGCUCGGGCCUCAGAGGCCGUAGAGGAUGCCUUCCACUUCCGCGUCACGGCUCCGCCACACUUCUCCCCCCUCUACACUUUCCCCAUCCACAUCGGUGGGGACCCCAGUGCCCCUGUCCUCACCAACGUCCUGCUCUCGGUGCCCGAGGGCGGCCAGGCCGUCAUCUCUGCUGACCACCUCUUCGUGAAGACCCUCAACAGUGCCGGCUACCUCUACGAGGUCAUGGAGCGGCCCCGCCACGGGAGGCUGGCAUGGCGGGACACGCAGGACCAGGACACCACGGUGAUGUCCUUCACCAACGAGGACCUGCUGCAUGGCCGGCUGGUCUACCAGCACGACGACUCAGAGACCACUGAAGAUGAUAUCCCGUUUGUGGCCACCCGCCAGGGCGAGGGCAGCGGGGGCACGGCCUGGGAGGAGGUCCGGGGCGUCUUCCGCGUGGCCAUCCAGCCCGUGAAUGACCACGCCCCUGUGCAGACUGUCAGCCACGUCUUCCACGUGGCUCGGGGUGGGCAGCGGCUGCUCACCACCGACGAUGUGGCUUUCAGCGACCCGGACUCGGGCUCUGCCGAUGCCCAGCUGGUGCUGACCCGCAAAGACCUCCUCUUCGGCAGCAUCGUGGCCGUGGACGAGCCCUCGCGGCCCAUCUACCGCUUCACCCAGGAGGACCUCCGCGAGAGGCGGGUCCUGUUCGUGCACUCGGGUGCCGACCGCGGCUGGAUCCAGCUGCAGGUGUCCGACGGGCAGCACCAGGCCACCGCCCUGCUGGAGGUGCAGGCCUCGGAGCCCUACCUCCGCUUGGCCAACGGCUCCAGCCUCGUGGUCCCCCAGGGGGGCCAGGGCACCAUCGACACGGCCGUGCUCCACCUGGACACCAACCUGGAUGUCCGCACUGGGGACGAAGUCCGCUACCAGGUCACCUCCGGCCCACGCUGGGGGCAGCUGCUCCAGGCUGGCCAGCCGACCUCGGCCUUCUCCCAGCGGGACCUGCUGGACGGGACGGUCAUCUACCACCACAAUGGCAGCCUCAGCCCCCGAGACACCCUGGCUCUCUCUGUGGAGGCGGGCUCCGUGCGCACAGAUGCCAACCUGCAGGUGACCAUCGCCCUGGAGGGCCCACUGCCCCUGCUGCACCUGGCCCAGCACAAGAAGAUCUAUGUCUUCCAGGGAGAAGCUGCUGAGAUCAGGCGCGACCAGCUGCAGAUAUGGGAGGGGGCUACUGCGCCCAUCCCCCCGGAGGCCCUCAGGGGCACAGACAGAGACUCAGAGCCUGAGGACCUGGUCUACCACAUUGAGCCACCCCAAAACGGGCGAGUGGUGUUGCGGGAGGCACCCGACACCGAGGUCCGCAGCUUCACGCAGGCCCAGCUGGACAGCGCCCUGGUGCUGUUCACACACACAGGAACCCUGGAUGGAGGCUUCCACUUCAGCCUCUCGGAUGGCGAGCACAUAUCCCCUGGACACUUCUUCCGUGUGGUGGCCCACAAGCCGCUUCUCCUCUCCCUGGAGGGCAGCCGGACGCUGACCAUCUGCCCAGGGUCCACCCAGCCCCUUAGCAGCCACAUUAUGAGAGCCAGCUCCAGUGAAGGCACGGACCCCCGGCACCUGCUCUACCGCGUGGUGAGGGGCCCCCGGCUGGGUCGGCUGCUGCACACCCAGCAAGCCAGCAUGGGGGAAGCCCUGGUGAACUUCACGCAGGCUGAGGUGUCUGCUGGGCAUGUUCUGUAUGAACACGAGAUGCCCGCCGAGCCCUUUUGGGAGGUCCGUGACACCCUGGAGCUCCUGCUGUCCUCGCCCCCUGCCCCUGACAUGACAGCCCUGGCGGACUGGACGCUCACAGCUUAUAUCCUACUGCCAGGUCUCUGGGUCCCUGAGGGCCAGCGAGCCGAGAUCACGGUGACCCACCUGGAUGCCUCCAACCUGCUGGCCAGCGUGCCACCGCCCCAGCGCCAUGUACAUGAUGUGCUCUUCCGGGUCACGCAGUUCCCCACCCGGGGUCAGCUGCUGGUGUCCGGGGAGCCCCUUCACGCCGGGGAGCCCCACUUCCUGCAGUCCCAGCUGUCCCAGGGGCAGCUGGCAUACGCCCACGGCGGAGGGGGCUCCCAGCAGGACAGCUUCCGCUUCCGCGCCCACCUCCAGGGGCCGGCGGGGGCCUCGGUGGCAGGGCCACAAACCUCUGAGGCCUUUGUCAUCAUGGUGCACGACGUGAAUGAGCGGCCCCCCCAGCCGCAGGCCUCUGCCCCACUCCGGCUCACCCGAGGGUCCCGGGCCCCCGUCUCCCGGGCGCAGCUGAGCGUGGUGGACCCAGACUCGGCCCCAGGGGAGAUCGAGUACAAGGUGCUGCGGACACCCCACAACGGCUUCCUGAGCCUGGAGGGUGGAGGCUCGGGACCCGUGACCCGCUUCACCCAGGCUGAUGUGGAUGCCGGCCGGCUGGCUUUAGUGGCCAAUGGGAGCAGUGUGGCCGGCAUCUUCCAGCUGAGCGUGUCUGACGGGGCCAGCCCGCCCCUGGCCAUGUCCCUGGCCAUGGACAUCCUGCCGUCCAACGUGGAGGUGCAGCUGCGGGCGCCCCUGGAGGUGCCCCAAGCCACAGGCCGGGCCUUGCUGAGCCGGCAGCAGCUCCGGGUAGUCUCCGAUCGGGAGGAGCCCGACGCGGCCUACCGCCUCACCCAAGGCCCCCAGUACGGGCACCUUCUGGUGGGCGGGCAGCCUGCCUCUGCCUUCAGCCAGGUCCAGGUGGACCAAGGUCAGGUGGUCUUUGCUUUUACCAACCUCUCCUCUGCUCAAGACUGCUUCAGCAUCCUGGCGCUAGCCCGGGGCGCCAAUGCCUCAGCCACUGUCAAUGUCACCGUCAGGGCUCUGCUGCAUGUCUGGGCAGGCGGGCCGUGGCCCCAGGGCGCUACCCUGCGCCUGGACCCUGCCAUCCUGGAUGCCAGCGAGCUGGCCAAGCUCACGGGCAGCGUGCCCCGCUUCCGGCUCCUGGCGGGCCCCCAACAUGGCCGUGUGGUCCGCCUGCCCCGGGCCAGGACAGAGCCCCGGAGCGGCCAGCUAGUGGAGCAGUUCACGCAGCAGGACCUGGAGGCUGGCAGGCUGGGGCUGGUGGUGGGCAGGCCGCCCGGCCCUGCAGGCGACAGCCUCACUCUGGAGGUAUGGGCACAGGGGGUCCCACCAGCGGUGGCCUCACUGGACUUUACCACGGAGCCUUACAACGCAGCCCGGUCCUACGGCGUGGCCCUGCUCAGUCUGCCCGAGGCUGCACGGACAGAAGCGGAGAUGCCUGAGAGCAGCAGCCCGACCCUGGCAACAGACCUGGCAGCGGCCAGCCCCAUCCCCACUGUGUCCAGGGGGGGCUUGCUGGGCUUCCUGGAGGCCAACAUGUUCAGCGUCAUCAUCCCGGUGUGCCUGGUCCUGCUACUCCUGGCCCUCAUUCUUCCCCUGCUCUUCUACCUCCGCAAACGCAACAAGACGGGCAAGCACGACGUCCAGGUCUUGGCCGCCAAGCCCCGCAACGGCCUGGCCGGGGACACUGAGACCUUCCGCAAGGUAGAGCCCGGCCAGGCCAUCCCGCUGACCGCUGUCCCUGGCCAGGGGCCCCCACCGGGCAGCCAGCCUGACCCAGAGCUGCUGCAGUUCUGCCGGACACCCAAUCCUGCCCUCAAAAAUGGCCAGUACUGGGUGUGACGCUGACCAGGCCGGGGACAAGCGUGCCCGGGCCCUGCUGCUUCCUGGCUCCCGGCACAGAGAGAGACCCGGAGCUGCUAGGCGUGGAGG
Echinops telfairi (small Madagascar hedgehog) is the source of this 6510-nucleotide messenger RNA. RefSeq names its product chondroitin sulfate proteoglycan 4 (gene CSPG4). The record is from RefSeq and is a predicted model, not a curated record. The coding region runs from base 1 to 6420 and encodes 2139 amino acids. The transcript is spliced from 9 exons. NCBI's taxonomy places the organism in Eukaryota, Metazoa, Chordata, Mammalia, Afrosoricida, Tenrecidae.